Molecule: messenger RNA, 1566 nt
Organism: Ascoidea rubescens DSM 1968
Lineage: Eukaryota; Fungi; Ascomycota; Saccharomycetes; Ascoideales; Ascoideaceae
Gene: CYK3
Product: Cyk3p
Exons: 2
Source: RefSeq, a predicted model, not a curated record
UAUAUCCAAGCUAGAGUCAAUUUAAAUAGAUCUUCUUCAAUAACCGCAAAAGAAAAAAGAGAUAGGAUUAAAAGGAUAAAUGAUCUACACGAAUUUCUCAUUUUGGAACCUCACAAGUUAAUUACUAAAGCCAACGUCAAUGAGGUUGUAAGAUCUGGAAGAUACUCAACUUAUUCAGCAGACAAAGAAUUACCCCCUUUACCAAUGUCAAAAAAUGAUUACAGCUCUUUCAGCUCCUCUAAAUUUAAACUUAUUGAUUCUUAUAUAAGAAAUCUCAAGUCCCAAUAUUUAUCGCCAAAAUCUUUUAUUACAAACGAUAUCGGUUUAAGAUAUUCUACCACUUUGGAUAGAAUAAGAGCCAUUUAUAUUUUCUGCACAGAAAAAAUUGAAUUGGUUGACACCCCAAUUCAACAACCCAAAAUGGAUGUUAGGUACCAACCAAGCAAUUUAACUCAAGUCUUCAAAAAUCGUCAAGCAAAUAAAUAUGAGCUAACAUGGUUAUUUAAGUUUUUCUUGGAUCAAUUGGGUAUCAAAAAUGAACUUAUUCUUGGAUUUUUAAAAGACCCAUUUUGUGAUAAUAAAGAAAUGAUUGCAAACCAUAUAUGGAAUUCUAUCUUAAUUGAUUUUAAGGAUACAAACCAAGAAGAAUGGAGAUUUGUUGAUUGUUUCUUAUCAAAUUUGGCUAACCCUUUAAGGAAUUGUUUAAUUGAAAAACCAGUAAACUUGGAUGUCAAUAGAUCAACUGAUACCUCUAUUUACUUUUUAAUGAAACCUUUGGAAAUUAUCCACACUCAUAUUCCCUUAUUAAUUGAACAACAACAUAUCGCACCUCCAAUCGAUUCUGAAUUAGCAAUAUCACUACCAGUAUGUCUUUCGAGUUUUUUCAAAAACAAGCUAAAACUCUACAAGUUUAACGUUUCUCUUACAAAAAUGCUAGAUUUGGAAAUAUUUGAAAUGGAAUUAGAAAUUCCCAAACAUAUUGAAGUUUUUGCUUCGUUGAAUACGUUUUCUCUAAACACUGAUAAUAAAAACAAAGAUGGAAGACAAUACACAAUAUGUCAAGUCUAUUGGAAAAACAACUUUAAAUUUUGCAAAAUCAAAGCCGUACUUCCAUUGAAAACAUCGUCUGCGAUUCUUGAAAUUAGAUCUGGUUUUAAAGGUGAACAAAAAACUCUAGAAGAUAUUCAUCCACUUUCGCUCACAGUUCCUCUUUUUCAUGAAGGAAAAGAAAAACAACUUAAGUUUGUUACUCGUUGUCCAACAAUUCAUUGUCAAAAUCAUGAUCUUUAUAUCAAAGAACCCCAAAUUAAACACUUGACUUAUAAUUCUGUUUACAUUUUUAAAGUCUACCAAUUUUUGGCAAAUGGUAUAAAUUCCAAUAAAGAAUAUUCAAAAGCAAAAUUAGCUCUACAAACCCCUAAUGGAAGAAUUAUUGAGCUACGUAACAAAGAUCCAGUCAAACCAUAUGGAUCCUGGGAGGCAAGCACUCAAAUAAGUGAGAGAGGAACUUGGAAAGGUCUUGUUGUAACUGAUGGUGGUGUUGCUUGGUGUGUUUUUGCUGAAUGG